Molecule: messenger RNA, 854 nt
Organism: Carlito syrichta (Philippine tarsier)
Lineage: Eukaryota; Metazoa; Chordata; Mammalia; Primates; Tarsiidae
Product: cyclin-H
Exons: 5
Coding region: 139-837 (232 amino acids)
Biological process (GO): regulation of cyclin-dependent protein serine/threonine kinase activity; regulation of transcription by RNA polymerase II; DNA-templated transcription
Cellular component (GO): nucleus; transcription factor TFIIK complex
Molecular function (GO): cyclin-dependent protein serine/threonine kinase regulator activity
Source: RefSeq, a predicted model, not a curated record
GUCACGCCCCUGCGCCCGCCAACCGGACACCCUAGUCUUCCGCAGAAUCCUGCCGGGGCACGGCCGCUUCAGGGCACGGGGCUGCUGCGCGCGAAGUCCUUUCCUGUGGUCUUUGUGGACCGCCGCUUGGACUCCACGAUGUACCACAACAGCAGCCAGAAGCGUCACUGGACCUUCUCCAGCGAGGAGCAGCUGGCCCGACUGCGGGCCGACGCCAAUCGCAAGUUCAAAUGCAAAGCGGUGGCCAACGGGAAGAUUCUUCCAAAUGAUCCAGUCUUUCUUGAGCCUCAUGAAGAAAUGACACUCUGCAAAUACUAUGAGAAAAGAUUAUUGGAGUUCUGUUCUGUUUUUAAGCCAGCAAUGCCAAGGUCUGUUGUGGGUACAGCUUGUAUGUACUUCAAACGUUUUUAUCUUAAUAACUCAGUAAUGGAAUAUCACCCCAGGAUAAUAAUGCUCACUUGUGCAUUUUUGGCCUGCAAAGUAGAUGAAUUUAAUGUAUCUAGUCCUCAAUUUGUUGGAAACCUUCGGGAGAGUCCUCUUGGACAGGAGAAAGCACUUGAACAGAUUUUGGAAUAUGAACUACUUCUUAUACAGCAACUUAAUUUCCACCUUAUUGUCCAUAAUCCUUACAGACCAUUUGAGGGCUUCCUCAUUGAUUUAAAGACCCGCUAUCCCAUGUUGGAGAAUCCAGAGAUUUUGAGGAAAACAGCCGAUGACUUUCUUAAUAGAAUUGCAUUGACGGACGCUUGCCUUUUAUACACACCUUCCCAAAUUGCACUGACUGCCAUUUUAUCUAGUGCCUCCAGGGCUGGAAUUACUAUGGAAAGGUAUUAUUAGUGUUUCACCUUGAGUCA